CGGGCAAGCACCCCCGGCCUCGAGAGCAUGAAACAAAGCGGCGGCAUUGCGCAACCGUCAGUGUAUAGCUAGAACUUGGAUAAAGAGAAUCAAAAGAUUGAACAUUCGAGGUUCAACUAAAGAAGCAUUGCCAUUGCCAGUGCAGGUUGCAUUGCAUAAAAUUUGCAUUGAGGUCGAGACGGCAAGUUCUUUGUUCAGCGGGCCACCAUGAUGCCUGCAGACCCUACCAUGGCUGCCGAAAAGGACGAGCUGGAGGAAGGAGUCGAAGAACUAACCAUGCAAGAAGAAGGAAGCAUACAAAAUGGAUCAGAGUCUGCUGCAGCUAAAAAGAAGCGCAAGAAGAAGAAGAAGAAGGCUUCUGUAGAAGGAGGGCCUGAAGAUGCAGGCCCGGCGGGGGCGAACGAUCAUUAUGAGGGGGCCAACUCAGGGCAGCUGCCGGGAAAAGACGGAGCCUCUGCAGAAACGAACCCAAGCGCAGAACAGGGGCAGGAGGCUGGAGACAAUGCAGACGAGGGGGAGGAGGCUGGCGGUGAAGCAGCAGAUGGUGGUGCCAAGAAGAAAAAGAAAAAGAAGAAAAGCGGUAAGAAGAAAGGAGGCAGCCUGGAGCAGACUGACCCCCCCAGCAUCCCGAUGGCGGACUUGUUUCCAGACGGGGAGUUCCCACCGGGGGAGCUCCAGGACUACAAGGACGACAACCUGUGGCGCAAAACCAGCGCAGAGAUGCGCGAGCAGGAGCGCUUAGAGAAGCCGCUCUAUGACGACGUGCGUCGCGCUGCCGAAGUGCACCGUCAGGUGCGGAAGUACGUGCGGACCAUCGCCAAGCCGGGGGUGCACAUUGCGACCAUGGCCGAGACGCUGGAGGACUGCGUGCGCAAGCUGAUCCAGGCCAACGGGCUGCACGCAGGGAUUGCGUUCCCCACAGGGUGCAGCCUCAACCAUGUGGCCGCGCACUGGACGCCCAACGGAGGGGACAAGACAGUGCUGCAGUACGACGAUGUGAUGAAGAUCGACUUUGGCACGCACAUCGAGGGGCGUAUCGUCGACUGCGCGUUCACGGUAGCGUUCAACCCGGUGUACGACCCGCUGCUGCGCGCCGUCAGAGAGGCCACUGACACCGGAAUCAAGGAGAGUGGCAUUGACGUGCGGCUCUGCGAUGUGGGCGCAGCCAUCCAGGAGGUGAUGGAGUCGUACGAGGUGGAGAUCGGGGGCAAGACCUUCCAAGUGAAGAGCAUUCGCAAUCUGAAUGGGCACAGCAUUGCGCCUUACCAAAUCCAUGCGGGGAAGAGUGUGCCCAUUGUGAAGGGCGGCGAGCAGACCAAGAUGGAGGAAGGCGAAUUCUUUGCCAUCGAGACAUUCGGAUCCACGGGCAAAGGCUACGUGCGCGAAGACCUGGAGUGCAGCCACUACAUGAAGAACUUCGACGUCACCUACGUGCCCCUUCGGUUGCCUCGCGCGAAGCAGCUGUUGGCGACCAUUGACCGCAACUUUGGGACGCUAGCGUUCUGCCGGCGGUACCUGGACCGUCUCGGAGAGACCAAGUACCUGAUGGCGCUCAAGAAUCUUGUCGACAACGGCGUUGUUGCGGAGUACCCGCCUUUAUGUGAUAGCAAGGGGAGCUAUGUCGCCCAAUUUGAGCAUACAAUUUACUUAAGGCCAACUUGCAAAGAAGUUUUGUCACGAGGAGAUGAUUUUUAGUCCGCCUAAUUGGUGCUUACAAUCAAGUAUUUGGCGUCUGGUGGGAUCGAGUCAGACCUUUUUCAAAUCCUUACGAGCAUGCUGACCCUGGCAUGGAGCCCUGCAAAACGCCUUUUGGAUCGGUAUCAAUUUGAGGGUGAGGUAUUGGUUAGGCUAAUUGCAUGCCGCCUAAAGGAUUGUGCCUAUCAACGUACUUGGCUAUGGUUUGAAUAUAACAUCACUUUUAAUGUGCAUCUCGUGACUUCUUCCUUCCCGG
Messenger RNA from Klebsormidium nitens, 1951 nucleotides. Lineage: Eukaryota; Viridiplantae; Streptophyta; Klebsormidiophyceae; Klebsormidiales; Klebsormidiaceae. The record is from the annotation of a GenBank genome assembly.